Molecule: messenger RNA, 3138 nt
Organism: Labrus bergylta (ballan wrasse)
Lineage: Eukaryota; Metazoa; Chordata; Actinopteri; Labriformes; Labridae
Gene: ada2a
Product: adenosine deaminase 2a
Biological process (GO): adenosine catabolic process; inosine biosynthetic process
Molecular function (GO): adenosine deaminase activity
Source: RefSeq, a predicted model, not a curated record
AGCAGCACCUGAACGCAGCAUUUGCACAGGGAGAACUACACCAGGCGAUAAGAUUUAGUAAACAACCCCGUCGUUAGCUUUACGUUUACUGGUCUUUGUUUGCGUCUUCGCUCCGAGAAAUUGGAUUUAAAAUCACGCUGUUUGACAGAAAGGAGAUUCUUGAGGCCCCUGUGAGUCCGUUCCGUUUGUAGUGCGCUGUUUUAAAGUGACUCCUAACAGCACCAGCUACACGGACCCUUUCUCUCUGACUGGCCGUAAACAAACGACGAGAUUAGCAGCACACUGCAUUUAAACCAUGGCAGUGUCACCACAGCGCCCCCUCGUGGCCGUCCUCUGUCUGCUCCUCUACUUCUUGAGGAGCGGCCUGUCAGUCCCUGACCCCCGGCAGAGAGAGGCCCUGAUGAAGCUGGAGGCCUCGAUGCAGACAGGUGGACAGGUGGUUCUGACAGAUGCUGAGCAGCGUCUGGAUGCUCUGCUGUUCAAAAUGAAGCAGGAGGAGAUCAGGAAAGCAGACUUCCCUCCCUCAAUGCACUUCUUCCAGGCCAGGCACCUCAUCGAUAGCAGCCCCAUCUUCAGCCUGAUGCAAAAGAUGCCCAAAGGGGGAGCUCUCCAUGUCCAUGACCUCUCUAUGGUUUCUGUUGAUUGGUUGGUGAAAAACGUGACCUAUCGUCCAAACUGCUACAUGUGCUGCACCGACAACCGCUCCAUCAGAUUCAUCUUCUCGUCCCGAUGGCCCAAAGCUCUGCCGCGCUGCUCUGCCUGGACGCUGCUGGAAAACCUCCGGGCCAAGACGGUCAACGUCACAGACCUGGACAACAGCAUCGAGGGCAACCUGACCCUCUUCACCCACCAGGAUCCAGAGUCCGUGUACCCCAGCCAGGACGUGGUCUGGGACCGGUUUGAACAGGGCUUCCUGGCGUUGUGGGGUCUGGUCACGUACGCGCCUGUGUUCAGAGACUACUACCACGAAGGCCUCACGCAGUUCUACGCCGACAACGUCAUGUACCUGGAGCUGCGAGCUUUACUCCCCGAGAUAUACGAGCUGGACGGGAGCUUUCAUGACACUGCGUUCACUCUGAAGACCUACCAGGAGGUGACCACACGGUUCACAGACCAGCACCCGGACUUCUUUGGAGCGAGGAUCAUCUUCACGAUCAACAGGGGAGUAAAUUUGUCCGUGAUGGUCCGAGCGGUGGAGGAGGCUAUGAAGCUACAGAGAGACUUCCCCGACUUCAUGGCUGGUUUCGACAUGGUGGGCCGGGAGGACAGUGGCAGACCCCUGUGGUUCUUCAGAGAGGCGUUGUCACUGCCGGCAGAGAGAGGAGUGACGCUGCCUUUCUUUUUCCACGCUGGAGAGACGGAUCUGGAGGGCACAGACGUGGACCAGAACCUGCUGGACGCCCUUCUGUUUAACACUUCUCGUAUCGGGCAUGGGUUUGCUCUGCUGCGCCACCCGGUGGCCAGAGAUAUGUCCAGGAAGAGAGGGGUGGCUGUGGAAGUGUGCCCCAUCUCCAACCAGGUGACAAAACUUGUCAAAGACCUUCGAAACCAUCCUGCGGCUGCACUGAUGUCAGAGGACCAUCCUAUGGUCAUCAGCUCCGACGACCCCGCCAUGUUCGGCUCCUCUGGACUCUCUCACGACUUCUAUGAAGCUUUCGUUGGAUUCGGCGGCUUGAGUUCACAUUUAGGCACCCUGAAACAGCUGGCCAUGAACUCGAUAAGGUACAGCUCUUUGAGUCCACCGCAGCAGGAGAAGGCCCUGGCUCUGUGGCAGAGAAGAUGGGAUAAGUUCAUCUCCGAAAAUACUCGUUAGGAGGAAACAGCCGCCAUCUUUAAACGCCACCAUGCUGAACAUGAGAGGGAAAAGUGUCUUUCCUUUUCUGACAUCUGCUGUAAAAAACUCCUUACGUCCAAGUCGCCUUAAAAUGGAGCUGAUGGUAUCCAUUGGUUAUACUGAGCAGCGUGAAACAUGCCUGAGCGUUGGGCCGUAAGAUGCAGAGUGAGGAUUUGACUUCUCAUGACUUUGCACUUUGAGGGGAGAAUUCACUAAGAAUGUUUUUGGUCGCUAGCAGCUUCAUGAAUUUCGCUCGCUAUCUGCUCCAUCUCAAGGUCUAAUUCGCAAAUUAUGUUGCUCUCAUGAUAUUCAAGAACAUAAACAACCUUAAAGUUUGUUGAUUGUGGCGUCGUCAGCUGCUCCUCUCUCGGCGUGCAGAUCUCAAAGAUGCUGAGCUGCGGGGGAGGGGACACUUUCUACAUUUUGUUGUGCAGUCUAGUUUUUAUCGAUAUACUUUUUUCUCCGUUUAAAACGAAGCAUCCUCCCUGUAUUGUGCCGGUGAGAGCGGCGCCAUCCUUUUGUGAAUUAGGCCGUGAGACAUGUAGUUACAGAGCCAGGCAGGAUUGUUAUCUCUGUGUAUGUGUGUGUGUGUUUAUAAAUUGUGUUGGAUGCAGUGGGCAGUUUUUAAAUCAUUGUUUAGUUUUUAAAAUCUUUUUUCUUGAAUGCAAGUUUUUGGGAUUUAUUUUUGGCUCUCCGUUAUUUAUAGGUGCAGAGUUGACCUUUGCUCACAUUUCAUGUAAUCAUAAGAAACCUACCUGAAGCCCUGAGUAUACUUUCCUUUAACGUACGUGUGACAUCAGGUUUCUGCAAGUCCUCAGAAAUUAACACUGCGAGAUGCAAUAUGCAUAUAACCACUAGGGGCAUUGUUGAGUUGUACGAUGAUGAGACUGGAAAUGAUCACAUCGAGACACCAGAGAGCCGCUACGACAAUGGUGGAAAAUGUGGAAGAAAAGUUUAUAGAUCAAGUCCGUAACUACCCACACUAUGAUGUGUUGUUGCACAAACGUGUGCCAAAUUAGCCGGCGACAGAUCAUCUCUACCUCUGUGUUUUACACCAUCUGAUGAAUGUGGUGCUCCCUCUAGAGGAAUCCUCCAGUAACACAUGUUGUACAGAGGCAAGUAUUUGAACAUUUACGUUCACGAUGCAGCUGGUUGUCUACACGUCGUAGGCAAGGUUCAAAAGCAAGUUUAUUUGAGCCUUUACAAUAAUUCAUGCAUAAUAUUUUAAAGUGAAUUUGAAAUAAAGAUGAAAACAAAAUUUCCAACUGCCGAACUUAAAUAUGACAAUAAAUCAACAGAUCGUU